UAUAAAAAAAAACUAAUCAAUAAUUUAGCUAGCUUUGCUAUCGCUAUCCUGAUACAUCAUGUUGCAGUACAAUACCAGACUACCCAAUCACACGGGGCUACGGCAUCGAUAGAAAAACAAAAGUUGCUGCUCCAAUCCAGAGCACAUUGACAUUUGUCAAUGACCAAACCAAAAGCAUAACAGUUCGGGGAAAAAAAAAGAACAAGAGAAUAUCAUGGCUGAAGGAUAUAUAUGUAAUACAUUCAACUUGGUCUGAGUAAGCAGAAGCUCCAAUGGCUUCCCAGCUACCCUCCCUCGCGGCGUCAGCAGGCCUCUGCUUGCUCUCGGUGCUCGCGGCGGCGCUGCUGGCGGUGACCCUCUACAUCCUUGCCGUCGUGGCGUCCUUCGCCGUCUUCUGCGCCAGGGAGUUCGCCCGGAGAGACCAGGACCGGGACCGGCCGCCGCUCGUCGGCACCGUGUUCCGGCAGCUCAACAACUUCCACAGGCUGUUCGAUGAGCAUGUGAAUUACGCGCUGGCGCAUCCCACCAGCAGGCUUGUGUACCCUGGGCACAGCGAGUUCUACACCGCCGACCCGGUCAUCAUCGAGCAUGUCCUCAAGACCAGCUCCAGUAAAUACAGCAAGGGGAUCUUCAAUUAUAGCGUCAUGAAGGAUCUCUUUGGGGAUGGGAUUUUUGCAGCUGAUGGGGACAAGUGGAGGCACCAGAGGAAGCUGGCAAGCCAUGAGUUCUCAACCAAAGUGCUACGUGAAUUCAGCAGUGUUGUGUUCAGAACAAAUGCUAGGAAGCUGGCAGAUAAAAUAUCCUCUGCAGCAACUAGUGGAACUAUUAUAAACAUGCAGGAGCUUUUGAUGAAAACAACUAUGGAUUCCAUCUUCAAAGUGGGAUUCGGAUUCGAGCUGAACACACUAUCUGGAACAGAUGAAUCUAGCAUUCAGUUCAGCGAUGCAUUCGAUGAGGCAAACUCUCUUGUUUACCACCGAUACGUUGAUCUAUUCUGGAAGCUGAAAAGGUAUUUUAAUAUCGGAUCAGAAGCCAAACUUAAGAGGAACAUUCAGAUCAUUGAUGACUUCGUGAUGAAGUUGAUCCAUCAAAAGAGAGAACAAAUGAAUGGACAAGAUAAUAGAGCUAGAGAAGACAUACUAUCAAGAUUCAUAAUACAGAGCAAAACGGACCCUGAGACAAUGAAUGAUCGGUACCUGCGUGACAUAGUCCUCAACUUCCUGAUCGCCGGAAAAGACACAACUGGGAACACUCUCACCUGGUUCUUUUAUAUGCUCUGCAAGAACCCUUUAGUGCAGGAUAAAGUUGCCCUUGAAAUCAAUGAGUCAGUUGAGUGGGCCAGGGAAGAUAACAACACAGAGGACUUCACUGCAAGAUUGAACGAAGGUGCUAUUGACAAAAUGCACUACCUCCACGCUGCAAUCUCUGAGACACUACGGCUAUAUCCAGCUGUUCCAUUGGAUGGUAAGAUGGCAGAAGAAGAUGAUGUACUACCUAAUGGUUAUAGAGUGAUAAAAGGAGAUGGGAUGAAUUACAUGAUUUAUGCAAUGGGGAGGAUGACAUACCUCUGGGGUGAAGAUGCUGAAGAUUUCAGGCCUGAAAGAUGGCUUGUGAAUGGAGUCUUCCAGCAAGAGAGCCCUUACAAAUUUGUAUCCUUCAAUGCGGGACCCCGUAUUUGCUUGGGGAAGGAGUUUGCAUAUAGGCAGAUGAAGAUCGUGGCGGCCACCCUGAUACACUUCUUCAGGUUCAAACUGGCAGAUGAAUCCAAGGAUGCUACAUACAAAACAAUGUUCACCCUCCACAUGGAUAAAGGCCUCCAUUUGCAUGCAUACCGCCGUUCAACUUGAACUGCCAGACAAGCUAUUGUAUACUUUGUUACUGAUGGAAAUAUCUAUGUAUUCCACAACUAUACUAUGGUGAAUAAUAUUAUACUCCAAUUGCCAUCUCAAAGGAUGAAAGGGAACCAAACAUUGGCACCA
Messenger RNA from Setaria italica (foxtail millet), 1979 nucleotides. RefSeq names its product cytochrome P450 704C1. The record is from RefSeq and is a predicted model, not a curated record. Bases 273 to 1847 code for a protein of 524 amino acids. The transcript has 6 exons. Gene Ontology annotation, molecular function: monooxygenase activity; iron ion binding; heme binding. Lineage: Eukaryota; Viridiplantae; Streptophyta; Magnoliopsida; Poales; Poaceae.